Molecule: messenger RNA, 789 nt
Organism: Ostertagia ostertagi
Lineage: Eukaryota; Metazoa; Nematoda; Chromadorea; Rhabditida; Trichostrongylidae
Source: the annotation of a GenBank genome assembly
AUGGCGUUUCUUAUUGGUAAAAUGAAGGAAAUCAAAGAAGUCUCACUGAACAUUGAAGAUUCUGAUCUCACAAUUUUCAACGCGCUACUCGAUCAACUCAUACAAGCCGAAAUGUUAAGUUGGAAGUUUUACACAUUAAACGGCGCAAGGGCGGGCAGACAAUUCCGAAGGCAGUAUUUCCUGGGAUCGCGAUUAGUUAGACGGGUAGUUACUGCGGUUGUUCAGAUAUCGAUGAUAGCAGCGAAUGCAUCUACACUUCGAGUGGUCGGUCGGAUUGGACUGUCUGAAGCUGGUGCUCUGAAUUCGUCGAUGCACCUGGAGCGUCUCUCGUUGAUGAUGUUCGAUUUGGGAUUCGAUGCUUCUCAGACGGCAAUUUGUAGUCAUUUUCUGGAGAUAGCCAGAAGUGGAGCCACUUUCCGACACCUCUCUUACACAAGCUUCGUCGGCUUUGAUCCUACCGAUGAUGUUGUACAGACGUUCCUGGAUCGCUGCCAAGUGAGAAGCCUUCGUUUGACGAUGAUGCGUGGACCAUACAUUCCACCACAGCCGGAUUACAUGGUUGGCAAGGUUCGUCAAAUCGAUCAUAUCGAACUGGGCGAAGUGGUCGACAAACCGAACAUCUUCAAUUCGCUCGUCACCUACGAGAAUGUGUUCAAGAAGGUGUUCCCCAACGUGCAGGACAUUCCACUAUUUCCAGCACUGGUGAACGGCAGCCCCAGAGGGACUAUCCAUCAUCUGUACAUAUACUGUCAGUAUGUGGUUCUUGUGCUAAACUAUUCCCUAAUUUGA